CAAGUAGGUAGAAUGUACCCUGUGUCUGGAGGAGGAAAGAAGCCUGACAACGCUGCCUGCUACUACUUAUCAUUUUAUUAGUACGGGUAGCUGUUGUUGCCUUGUGCCUCUGCUACCUAGGUACCCAAGUCUUCUACAAAGUAAUAGUGGUGCUAGUUGGGCGGCGCGCAAUUUCAUCUCUGCUCGGCACCAUGGAACACCCCUGAUUAAACAGAUUCCAGGCAAAGACAAGAUUUGAUAAUACUUCAGCCACCCGGAAGCGCCUCGGCACCAUUUGGUGUCGCUGAUACCCUUUGGAAUCAUGUAGGAGCUUCGAAUAGGACGAGGACUCCGUCGGUGAUCCUCCUGGCUACCAAAGCACUGUACUGGGCCAGCUGCGAGCUUCCUUCCAGCCACAUUGCGCGGGCUCUCUGAUUUGCCGACUGCGAAAACCCACCGCGACCGAUCCGAUCUGGCCGGGGGCUUCAACUGCUGCCCUGCCAACUUUUUGCUUUGCCGCAGUUGCACUACGACGACGAGUAGCACUAGUCCUGUAACUGCAGCUGGCCAAUCCUGAUGCGGCCACUGCCCCUGCCACUCCUGUUGCGUCGUUCAGAGACAAGACAUUCCCAGAAUAUCACAACUCUUCCGCAACUUGCUAUCCAACCAUCCAUCAUCUUGCUCCGUCUUGCUACUCCGACCGCUUCAGACUCGAGACGCGCAGACACCCGCUCGAUCAUACUUCCAACUCUUCGACCAUACAUGCCAUUUCAAAAGUUCCGGCCGCUGUUCGUCGAGGGCAGCUUCUGAUUCAAUCCCCAUCGAGCAGACGCUCCCUAAACGGGCUCGACAAAUGGGGUCUACACAAUUUGGGAAUUUUCAAGACUUCUGUCGCGACUCGACGCUACCGAUAUGUAAUAUUCUCACGAGUUACAACCAGCCGCCGGGAAAUGGCUAUGGUGGCUGCGUCCUUCGCGGCAUUACACUGAGCAAUAAUAGAUAUCUUGCCAACCUGGGAUCCAUACUUCUCUGCGGUGUUGCCAUUCUGUGCACGCUGUUCCUGCUAUGGCGAGCCGAACGGAAAGCGGCAGCUGUGGGUCGUCGCGAGAUGCAGCUGUUCUUCCUCGGCUUUCUCGUUAUUGAAAUCUGCGAGAUCUUUACUGUGGGCGGCUUUCCACUGGAUAACGAUGUACGCAAGGGCUUUACAGCGGUUCAUCUGGCCGCGAUUACCGCAACAACGUGGUUGCUAUUGAUGAAUGCGUUGGUUGGGUAUCAGUUGAUCGACGAUGGCACGCCGCUGUCGCUUGGUCUUGUGGGAGGAAGCGCCCUCGUGCUCUUCAUUGGAACAGGAUAUAUCGCACUCGACACGGCCUUCUCCUGGACUGGAUAUUGGGAUUCUUCGCUACAACCACCCCAUCGCAACAUUGCGCUUUACGUGCUGUAUCAGCUCGCGCCCUUGGUCUUCAUGUUCCUGUUCUUUGUUCUGGAAUCAAUACUGGUCCUGAGGAUCCUCAGAGAGACAAAGCCAAUGGUCUAUCUGAUUGCGGCCACCCUUCUUUUCGCCAUCGGCCAGAUAUUCGAAUACGUCAUAUCGGUUCACAUAUGCAACCCUACGCACGGCAAAAUCAAUGGCGCGCUUUUCGAGACACUGUUCACCUUGUUGAGUGUCGUGGCACUGUUCGUGUUCUGGUCCUCAAUCACCGAAGACGACUGGCCCAUGCAGUGACAUUCCAAAACCAAAUACGAGCACAACGUUGCCCGAAAACGAGCGGAGUUGAACUAGAAGUGCGUUGACCGCUGUCUCGCACAGCCCGCCAUUCAAUCAGGGCGCGAAGCGUGUCGCUGCUUUGCGGCCCCACGAUUUCUAGGACAGCUCCGGCAGCCGGAGCUUUGACGACCUUGACGCAGCGUUUGGCAUUUUGCAAUGUGGAACAACGGCAUUUUUGGUCGAAGCUUUACAUCACAUCAAUCGAUCUGGGCAUGACACAUGAGACGCUCUAUUCUGCUUCCAGCUGUUCUCGCGGUUGAGCUGUAAUUUAUUGUCAGCGCGGACCUUUAGGUCCAGACAGAAUAGAUAGUAACAUAAUGAUCAACUACUUCUGCACAUGCG
Molecule: messenger RNA, 2089 nt
Organism: Exophiala dermatitidis NIH/UT8656
Lineage: Eukaryota; Fungi; Ascomycota; Eurotiomycetes; Chaetothyriales; Herpotrichiellaceae
Exons: 4
Coding region: 833-1705 (290 amino acids)
Biological process (GO): protein folding
Cellular component (GO): endoplasmic reticulum membrane
Source: RefSeq, a predicted model, not a curated record